UUCCUGCCAGGUAGAUGCCCGCAGGGGAGAGGAUAAUUCCAGCUGAACUGAUGCAUCUCGGCACCUGAUACCAGGCUCAGCUUCUGACAUGAAGAAAGAUAUAGAGUCUUUAAUAUCUCAGGAGAAAGCAGAGAUCGUUGCCAAGUAUGAGAAGGGCGGGCAGGAAGGAGCUCAGAUUGACCCGUGGGAAGAUGCAGAUUUCACGCUGUAUAAAGUUACAGACCGGUUUGGAUUCCUGCACGAGCAGGAGCUGCCAACCCGCACCGCCUUGGAGGAGAAGCAAAAACAGCAGGAAAUCGAACGUGUGGACAAGUGGCUAAAGAUGCUGAGGAAAUGGGGCAAAUACAGAAACAGUGACAAGAUGUGCCGACGAGUGUACAAAGGGAUCCCACUUCAGGUGCGAGGCCAGGUCUGGUCGCUUCUGCUGGAUGUUGAGAAGAUGAAGAAGGAGAAUGAAGGAAAAUAUGAGCAAAUGAAAGAACAAGCAAAGAGCUUUUCAUCGGAAAUCAAGCAGAUAGAUUUGGACGUUAACCGCACUUUCCGAAACCACAUCAUGUUUCGGGAUCGCUACGGAGUGAAGCAACAGGCACUCUUCCAUGUCCUAUCAGCAUACUCUGUUUAUAACACCGAGGUGAGCUACUGCCAAGGGAUGAGCCAGAUCGCAGCUAUCCUCCUGAUGUACUUGAAUGAAGAGGAUGCGUUUUGGGCACUGGCACAGCUGCUGACCAACCAGCGGCACGCCAUGCAUGGUUUUUUCAUUCCGGGGUUCCCGAAGCUGCAGAGAUUUCAAGCUCACCACGAACAGAUUUUAAGCAAACUGUUUCCUAAGCUGAAGAAGCACAUGGACAAGGAGCAGAUGACUACAGGGAUUUACACGACGAAAUGGUUCCUGCAGUGUUUCAUUGACCGGACCCCUUUUACCCUCACCUUGCGGCUGUGGGAUAUCUACAUCCUGGAAGGAGAGCGGGUGCUGACGGCCAUGGCUUACACCAUCCUCAAACUGCACAAAAAGCGCUUGCUGAAGAUGACGCUGGAAGAUUUACGGGAAUUUCUGCAGGAGAAAAUCGCUGCUUCCCUGCAAUACGAGGACGAUGCCGUCAUCGAGCAACUGCAGGUGUCGAUGACCGAAUUGCGCAAGAUGAAAUUUGACCUCCCCCCGCCAGCAAAGCCUGAGGAGUUCCCACGGAAACCCUUGGGCCUGGAGCUCUCCCUCAACCCGGUAGCCAUGAAGGGCAACAUGGUGGCCAACGGCCAGAAUGGUCGGGUGGGUGAGCAUCCCCCGAACAGGGACCCUCAUCCCCACAAAGGUCCUGGGAUGCCAGGAGGAACGAUGGCAGCAGAGGCAAGGACUCCCACCCUUCAGGGCAGUGAAGCAGCUGAAGCGACGGACACCCACCCGCAUCCUCCUGGCGAGGGGCUGCCGGGAGAGGAGGGGCGGGGGGGAACCACCGGGUUCUCUUCUAAAGGCAAGCGAGACACAGGCCCAUCAUCACCUCCUGCCUGCAGCCCUGCCUCUGGAGCAGCCUCUUCCCACUCCCGAUGA
Molecule: messenger RNA, 1543 nt
Organism: Cariama cristata (Red-legged seriema)
Lineage: Eukaryota; Metazoa; Chordata; Aves; Cariamiformes; Cariamidae
Product: USP6 N-terminal-like protein
Exons: 14
Coding region: 89-1543 (484 amino acids)
Source: RefSeq, a predicted model, not a curated record